CUCCUCCCCCUAUUUUGACCCAACUCCAACUCUUCGAGCGUGCGUGCGUGACCUCCUCCUGACCGAUUCCCCCUCCACCAGCCCCAAACCCUAGCUAGACCGCCCGGCCCGCGGAGCCGAUGCGGAGGCGGCUCCUGGAGGGCGCCAUGGCGCUCGCGUUGUCGGCAGCGCCGGACGCCAACUCGUCGGGCUCCGGGUCGCCCCCGUCGGCGUCUUCGGGGACGAUGUGGUGGGUGUCUGGCUGCCACGGGACGUUGUACAGCCUGGCGGUGAUGCUGCCGUCGCUGGCGUUCGUGGGGUUCCUGGCCUGGCAGGCCCGCCGGAGCUUCCGGCGGCUCAGCUACGGCCGCUCCCACGUCGUCGUCGUGGCCUACUACGCGCUCCUCUGGGCCGUUGCCGUCCUCAACCUCCUUUGGUGCUUCCUUCAGGUGUGGCAAUGUAUGCCUGAUAGGGCCUUCUCAUGGAAUGUGCUUUCAUUGUUCACCAAAUCAGGAAUGUUAUUCUUGGAAGUUAGCCUUAUAGCAUUUCUACUUCAAGGAAAUGAAGCCAGUGGUUUUGAGUCUUUGGCACGGACCUUUGUUAUCUCUGGAGCUGUAGUUACUGCUGAUGUCUUGCUCAAGACUAUAUAUGUCUUUGGCUUUGGUGUUCCCUUAUUUAUCGAUGCUGAUCAAGGAACUGGUGGGAAAUGGGGCCUAUGGAUUCUCCACAAAUUGGUGCUUACAGGAGUCUAUGGCUUGAUUGUGUUCAUGCAUCACUCAAGGUGGAGAGAUAGGCUACCUGCAAAACCGGCAUAUUACCACUAUGUGUGUGCAAUGUUGGUACUUAAUGGCUUAUCUCUGUUUGGCUGUUUUCUUGUUGCGUGUGGAGCUGGAUUUGGUUUAUGGUUGUACAACCUCACUACUGUCUGUUACCAUUCUCUUUACCUCCCACUUCUGUACGUGACUUUCUUAGCAGACUUUUUUCAGGAGGAAGAUAUGCUUCUAGAGAAUGUUUACUACUCCGAGAUGAAAGACGCAGGAUUCUUUGAUGCUGACUGGGAUUAAUCUGCAGAUACCACGCUGUAUGACUCACUUUCAUGUGAAUUUGCACGGUGUAACGUCAUUCUGGAAACUGGAUUAGAACAGAUAUUGUAUCCUAACAACUAUUAUAAUCAAUGAAAAUAUGUAAAUUUAUCGAUA
This is a messenger RNA of Brachypodium distachyon (stiff brome), 1178 nucleotides long. RefSeq names its product transmembrane protein adipocyte-associated 1 homolog. The record is from RefSeq and is a predicted model, not a curated record. The transcript is spliced from 6 exons. The coding region runs from base 120 to 1043 and encodes 307 amino acids. Gene Ontology annotation, cellular component: plasma membrane. NCBI's taxonomy places the organism in Eukaryota, Viridiplantae, Streptophyta, Magnoliopsida, Poales, Poaceae. Gene Ontology annotation, biological process: G protein-coupled receptor signaling pathway. Gene Ontology annotation, molecular function: G protein-coupled receptor activity.